AUGGGGCCGCUAUGCGCGGGUGGGGGUGGUUUUUGUCGUCAACAAGAUCCGCGCGGUGGGGCUCAGGGUCUCUUCAAAACGGAGGCCAUCUGGUUUGACGGGUCUCGGCAAAAAGGCCCGGCGGAGCCCCACAUAACGGUGGAAGACAUCCGUAUCAAGCCGCUGGUCUUUCCACCAGCACGUAGACCGCAUGGCCCCUCCGGGUUAGGGCAGCCAUGGCCGGCUGUUGCCCGACCUGGGAGAACAGUGGCGCUGUAUGGCGUCCCCGUGUGGGCUAAGAAGAUAUACGCCAGCCGCGCGCUCUGCGAGGAGCAGCGGCGGCUGGCGGUGAGGCUCAUACGAGGCACUGUCUCUCAGGAGGCGGCGUGCGUGCUGUCAGAAUCCGUUCCUUGGAACCUCUUGGCCGUGGAGCACCUGGAACGCUACCUUUGGCGUUUGGGGCUCCGCGUCGAAGGGGGGACCCCGACGGCGCAAGCGGUCGUGCGGUGGAACGAUCAGGCCCGGCGGCUUACGGUCGCGACGUGGAAGGAGAGGCUGGCCUUUGCGACGGCCGGCCUUAGAGCCGUCAGGGCGAUCCGGCCGGUUCUUCCGGAACGACUGGAUCGCCGGUACGGGACACUCUCCUAUAAGAUGACGCAGGUGCUCACCGGACACGGGUGCUAUCUGCAUAACAAGGUGGGGCGCGAGUCGACGACGAGGUGCCACUAUUGCGGGGCGGACGAGAACUCGGCGCAGCACACGCUGGAGAUAUAUCCCCGUGGGCGAACGAGCGCCGAGUCCUCACGGGUGUCCUCGGCACCAAUGAUCUCUCGCUGUCAGGCGUCGUGCGGAGGAUGCUCGACAGCGAGGAAAACUGGGAGGCCGUGUCCUUCUGCGAGGAAGUGA
Monomorium pharaonis (pharaoh ant) is the source of this 885-nucleotide messenger RNA. RefSeq lists its product as uncharacterized. Lineage: Eukaryota; Metazoa; Arthropoda; Insecta; Hymenoptera; Formicidae. The record is from RefSeq and is a predicted model, not a curated record. The transcript has 2 exons. Bases 1 to 885 code for a protein of 294 amino acids.